Molecule: messenger RNA, 483 nt
Organism: Mollisia scopiformis
Lineage: Eukaryota; Fungi; Ascomycota; Leotiomycetes; Helotiales; Mollisiaceae
Exons: 2
Coding region: 1-483 (160 amino acids)
Source: RefSeq, a predicted model, not a curated record
AUGUCCGACCCCAAGGUUACGGCGAAGUUGUUCCUUUCAGUGAUCACUCAUAAUAAGAACAAGGCAGAUGUCGACUGGUCCAAAGUUGCCGCCGAUAUGGGUCUCGGAAGCGAAGGCUCUGCUCGUGUUAGAUACCACCAGAUUAAGAAGCGAUUUCUUGCCGCCGCAGAGAACUCGACCGCCGAGAAGACCGAUGCGAACAAGGAUGGCAAAGUUGGUAGUGGCACAAAUGUGACCCCAAGCAAGAUCAUGAAGUCGACCCCUACGAAGCGCAAGAAGCCAGUUCAGGAUGCCGAUAUGAUGGGUAAUCAUGAAACUCAUGUAUCAUCGGACAAAUCCUCGAACACCUUCAUGAGCAACCCCAAGGGAAGUGAUGGAUUGCUGGAUGGAUUCGCAUCUUCCAAUGCGACGUACUUCGAUCCUCCAUUGGAAGAUCAGGAGGACGCCAACAACCAUCGUCAUGACGCUCAGGAGUUCAUCUAA